This is a messenger RNA of Haemonchus placei, 204 nucleotides long. Lineage: Eukaryota; Metazoa; Nematoda; Chromadorea; Rhabditida; Trichostrongylidae. The record is from the annotation of a GenBank genome assembly.
AUGGCUGAUUGGCGCCAAAUCACCCCGACAAUGCCCGGAAUCGAUCCGUUUGAUGGGUUCCUAAUAAGCGUGAGAAAUGCCGUGGUAGGUGGGAGAAGACUUCUAAACGAGUUCUGUGCUCUGGGUGACGAGUCGCCACCCCGAUCACGAUUGAUCCAUGCCAAGGAACAAUGGAAAUGGGUUGAAAUGCUUAAGGACUUCUAA